Molecule: messenger RNA, 339 nt
Organism: Peronospora matthiolae
Lineage: Eukaryota; Oomycota; Peronosporomycetes; Peronosporales; Peronosporaceae
Source: the annotation of a GenBank genome assembly
AUGCAAGCGGACAGUGUAGUUGUUAUUAUGCCGCAUCCGACGGCUGAGUCGGUAAAGGCCACGUACUCGAGACGAGGAGUGCUGAUACUGUAUGACGUGCAUGCUUCGACGAUGAGCUUGGAGAGAGCAGUGGGACAAGGCGCUUCGUUGACGUCUGCGGACUGGACUUGGGAUGGUCCAGCUGUGAUAGCGGCAACGCAGGGCCAAGCUGUGAGGAUGGUGGACCCGCGUGAGAAGAUGACGUCGAAGUGCCAAAGGCACAUUCAGGUACACGACCCGUGGGUGUGGAUAGGUAUGGACGGACGCAGCAUUUUGUCACGUGUGGAAGCGAUACGCUGA